Molecule: messenger RNA, 1650 nt
Organism: Cydia amplana
Lineage: Eukaryota; Metazoa; Arthropoda; Insecta; Lepidoptera; Tortricidae
Exons: 2
Coding region: 1-1650 (549 amino acids)
Source: RefSeq, a predicted model, not a curated record
AUGCGCAAAUACUGUAAAGACUGCAAAGUUAUCCCGGGAGAGCCGCUUACGACACAACAUCGCUUACUAGUAACAUGUCUGCAAUAUCCUGCUGGUAACCUAAGGAAAAGAACAAGACCAACGCCGCGUGUCAAGUGGCAUAACUUGGACAAACCACAAGGUGACGAAGUUCGGAUAGCAGUUGAGACUUACCUAAAAUCGCCAGAUAGUAUAGGAAGCGACCCUAAUGAAACCUGGAACAAUCUACACGAGCGGGUUUUGAAAUCUGCUAAACAACAUCUUGGCAUUACCAGGGGCAAACCACUGACGACUAAAGAAACUGGCUGGUGGAACGAUGAGGUAAAGUCGAAACUUAAGGAAAAGAAGGUGAAUUUUAAGACAUGGCAAAGCACUCAUACUGAAGAAGACCGUAAGAAAUAUGUGGAAAGUAAGACCCAGGCCAAAAAACUAGUGGCAUGUUCUAGGGCUUCAUUUCGAGAAGAUUUUUAUAAACGUUUGGAGAAUGCAACAAAUGAUAAAGAUAUUUUCAAAUUAUCCAAAUAUAGAAAUAGUCAAACUAAAGAUAUAAAAUCAAAUAAAUACAUAAAAGAUAAAGAUGGUAGACUUAUAACCAAAGAUAAAGAAAUAAACAUACGUUGGCAAGAAUACUAUUCCACCUUAUUGAACGAAGAGUUUCCACGAGAAAGGAUGUCAGAGUCCAUAAAUUACAUUGCUGGGCCAAUUGAGGCGAUAACACCCCAGGAGGUAAAAAAUGCUAUCACAAGAGCGAAAAACAAUAAAUCGAUGGGGCCAGAUGAAAUUCCGACAGAACUGUGGAAAAAACUUGGUGAUACAGGUGUAACCUGGCUGGCGAACUUCUUCACAACUAUUAUAGAAAGCGGUAGAAUGCCGAAUAUGUGGAGAAACAAGACCUUUGAUGACCUACAAGAUCAGUUGUCCCAGUGGUGCAACCGGCUCGAGAGUAAGGGAAUCAGAAUAAGCCGCAAGAAAACCGAGUACAUGUACUGCAAUCUCUCUGGCUCGUCUGUGGACAGACCAUCACCACUAGUAGAUAAUGUCCCCAUCAAUAAAGUUACCAAAUUCAAAUACCUUGGAUCGAUAAUAACAAGUGACUUGAACACCCAGGCAGACAUAGAAAACAGGAUCCAGGCAGGUUGGCAAAAAUGGAGAGCGUUAACAGGGGUGCUGUGUGAUGCUCGAAUGCCAAUCCAAGUGAAAGGUAACGUCUACAAAAGAGCUGUACGUCCGGCGCUUCUGUAUGGUGCAGAAUGCUGGCCAAUGCGUAAGGAGGAAGAGCACGUAAUGCACUGCACAGAAAUGCGCAUGCUCAGAUGGGCAGGAGGAGUGACGCUGAUGGACAGGGUCCGGAAUAACCAUAUCCGUGGAACGUUCAGGGUUGCACCUAUUGCCGAAAAAAUGUGCGAGAGCAGACUGCGCUGGUUCGGCCACGUGAUGCGAAGAGACGACCACCACAUGACUAAGAGAGCCCUAAAUGACAUUCCCGAAAUUAGAAGGGGCAGAGGCCGCCCCCCUACGACAUGGAUGAGCACAGUGUCGAAAGAUUUGAGGACGAUAGGCGCAAGCCCUGACAUGACGCAAAAUAGAGAAGAAUGGCGCAAAAUGAUACGGAGAGCCGACCCCAAACCCUAG